Molecule: messenger RNA, 1747 nt
Organism: Trifolium pratense (red clover)
Lineage: Eukaryota; Viridiplantae; Streptophyta; Magnoliopsida; Fabales; Fabaceae
Product: F-box/FBD/LRR-repeat protein At1g13570-like
Exons: 3
Coding region: 100-1380 (426 amino acids)
Molecular function (GO): protein binding
Source: RefSeq, a predicted model, not a curated record
AUUCAUCAAAUCUUUGUAGUUUGUAUGAUUUUAAGUAUUUUGAACUCAGAUAAUAAUUUUUACUGUUCUUCUUGAAUUUCUAGGUCCCUUACCUUACACAUGUCUCUGUUCAACAAGAAGGGCAAUCAAGUGGAUCAGAUUGAUCGAAUCAGUGACUUACCGAGUAAUGUCAUUGACUGUAUCCUAGAACAUUUAAACAUCCGAGACGUAGUUAGGACUAGCAUUUUGUCAACAAAGUGGAGGUAUAUGUGGACUUCAGCCCCACGACUUGAGUUUCACCCAAAUUUUUUUGAUCCCUACGAGUAUAUCCAUUACCCUAGCCCUGUAGUUUCUAAAAUUAUCACGGAUGUUCUUAUGCUUCACAAUGGGCCGAUAAAUAAGUUUUUACUUUUCAUACCUAUGUACUUCAACUUUAAGCUCACCGUGAAACUCUUGGAUAUGUGGAUUCCUCUUUUGUCAAGGAGAGGCGUUAAACAUCUCGAACUUUUGAACUUCGGAACAGCUCUUAGUCAUUUGCCAUAUAUUGUCUUCUCUUGUAAGGAAUUGACUGAAUUUAAAUUUGGCGGAUUUAACUUGUUGAUUCCACCGAAUUUCUCUGGGUUUAAAAGAUUGCUUAAUCUUAAAUUACAAAUGGUUACAUUUGAGUCAGGUGCACUUGAGAGUCUUAUUUCUGGUUGUCCGUUGCUUGAAAAGCUUAGCAUUGAAUACUGUCAUGGUUUUGAAUAUUUUCAUAUUUCUACUCCUACUCUCAAAGCCUUAUUGCUAGGUUUUGAUAAAAAUAUGAAGUCAAUUUGUCUCAAGAAAGCACAGAAUCUGAGUGAUCUUACACUCAUGGCUAAUGACGGCUGGGUACCUGGUUUGAUCAAAAGCUUGCCAAAAAAUAUUCAGAGGUUUUCUAUUGGUUCAUCUUUCAAUAAGAAGAUCCCUUAUGCAGAUAUCAUUCCCCCGACGCUGGUGAAAAGCUCAUUCAACUCCAUAAAGUAUCUGAAAUUGCGUGCUGUGAAAUUUAAUGAAAGAGGAGAACUUUUGUAUAUUGUUAGUGUACUUAAAAGUGCUCCUCGCUUGGUUGAACUUGUUAUAGAGAGUUACGGCCAUUUAGAUAUUACACAAGGGUCUGACUGCUCGGAGGAGUUGGAUUGUAGUAGCCGUUGCCUUCAUCAACUUAAGACCGUGAAUAUCAACAUUUAUGCUACCUCUCAUCAACAUGCAAUGAGUUUCAUACAGUUCAUACUUGCAAAUUCUACAUCGUUAAAGACUCUUACUUUUGACGUUCGUCUUGAGUCUCGAGAAUUAGGUGCACCUAUGUUGUUAAGUAUUUCACAACACUUGUUAUUGAUGAAACGAGCAUCACAGAGCGCACAGGUUAAGUUCAUUCAUUGAGAAUGUAUUAUUGGACCAUUCCGAGAAGUUAGAAUGCAGUAGUUCAGCCUUAAUCAACUUCUCACAGUGAAUAUCAUCUAUGUCCUCAACAUGCAAUGUGUUUGAUGAAACGAGUUAUACUUUCAAAUUCAUCAUUGUUAAAUACUCUUACUUUUGAAGUUGAUAAGAAUUCAGAUGCACCUAUUUUGACAAGCAUUUCACAAGACUAGUUACGGAUAUAGUUUGUGUUUAUUUUGAGAACCCGGCUAUCCUGUUUGUUCAGGAGUGUAACCUUAUUUCUCUCCUAUUUGUACUGCUUCUGCAUAGGUUUGAGUCUAUUAAUAUAUUUACCGUUUAAAAAAAAAAUCAGAUAACAUUUGAGGUGUUA